AUGGCAUCAGCACUCAAAGCUCGUUUGCAGAGGACCGUGCAGAGUUGGCAUCGCUAUGGACUGGCUGUGGUGAAGAUGGAUCCGCUGGGGGGCGAGCCCUUCCGGAGGCCAUUGCCGAUAUUCGAGAUGAGCGACCCUUCCCACCUUGAUCAAUUCGCGCUCGGAUGUGACGCCGACAUGGGCGGCUACUCGACUGUCCAACUGGCCAUCCAGCAAUCCCCCAGCCACCCUUUCCCUCACGGCGUCUUUCGCGGUACUCUGCGCUCUGAGUUGGGCGAACAAGCUCUGAAAUCUGGAAUCUUGAAAGCUGGUGGCUAUGCUGGCUUCCGAACUAGGGUCCGAGAGAUGUUGAUUGGUGAAGACAACUGGAACGCAGAGCAACACGAGUUUUUGAGACUUCGGGUUAAAAACUCCGGGGAUGGGAUGAAAUAUUUCGUCAACAUCCAAACCGAAGGUCCAGUGUCCACCGAUAUCUUUCAGCAUCGGCUCUGGCUUGGUCCCCCAGGUGAAUGGGAGGAUGUUCUCAUCCCACUUGCCGAUUUCGCGUUGACCAACAAAGGUCAGAUUGUCAACAAUCAGUUCGAGAUGCCCCGGGAAUCGAUCAGGACUGUCGGGAUUUCGGUCUUGGAGAAGCCGGGGCCGUAUGAGCUUGGGAUCCUCAAGGUGGACUGCGUCAGUGAGAUCGGUCUCAAGCUGGAGGAACUGGAACAAGAAGAGACUUCGCGCUCCGUACCCGGUUAA
This is a messenger RNA of Puccinia triticina, 741 nucleotides long. RefSeq lists its product as uncharacterized. The transcript has 5 exons. Gene Ontology annotation, cellular component: mitochondrion. The coding region runs from base 1 to 741 and encodes 246 amino acids. The record is from RefSeq and is a predicted model, not a curated record. NCBI's taxonomy places the organism in Eukaryota, Fungi, Basidiomycota, Pucciniomycetes, Pucciniales, Pucciniaceae. Gene Ontology annotation, biological process: mitochondrial electron transport, NADH to ubiquinone; mitochondrial respiratory chain complex I assembly.